This is a messenger RNA of Raphanus sativus (radish), 1521 nucleotides long. RefSeq lists its product as uncharacterized. The record is from RefSeq and is a predicted model, not a curated record. NCBI's taxonomy places the organism in Eukaryota, Viridiplantae, Streptophyta, Magnoliopsida, Brassicales, Brassicaceae. The transcript has a single exon. Bases 1 to 1521 code for a protein of 506 amino acids.
AUGAAUUCCCUUAAACAGAUCUCUGAAUAUUUCUCAAUCAAUGGGAUUGCACAAGGUCUAAACAUUGAUCUCUUACCGACUCAGCCUCCGUGUUUGCGUCGCCUCCUCCUCUGCGUGGCCUCAACGAGAUCACAUAUGGCUGAUAAUCUCCAUUCAGCUAUUCAAGCUAUGUCGCUGCGUGAUGAUGAUCCCAUUGAUCUACCAGACGAUCCGUGCUUCAACGUCUUCGAUGGUAACUCCUUGAGCCUACUAGGAAGGCUCCUUAACCCACCUCGCCAACCUAUGUCUGAGAUGAUCGAAGAUAUGCCGCGUGUCUGGAGAGUUUAUGGCAGAGUUCGUGGUAUCGCACUCUUUGCUGAGAAGUUUCAGUUCAUAUUCCAACGAGAAGAAGCUAUGAUCACAGUACUUAAUGAUCGUCCAUGGUCUUACAAGAACUGGACAAUGCUGCUAGAUCGUUGGGUUCCUUCCCCUCCAGCCAAUUUCCUGGCUUCUGUGGACGUGUGGGUCCGUAUCUAUCAUAUCCCGGUGAAUCACUACAAUAUUGAUACGAUGGACUUUCUUGCCAGCAAAAUUGGACAUGUGAUUGAGAUUGCAUACGACCCUAAGAUGUCUCAAAAGGAAGCCUUCAUACGUGCUCACAUCAGGCUUGACAUUCAAAGACCAGCGCUGCCUUCCAAAGUCUUGAAUCUCCCCCGUGGUGGAUCAGUUGUUAUUGAGUUCGAGUAUGAAAAACUGAGGAAGCGUUGCCACCACUGUUAUCGAUUAACGCAUGAACGGCCAGAUUGUCCUUUGCUCCAUAACCGUAACAGAAAACAGAGCAUCCCUCAAAGCUCUGAGAAACCACAGUCGUCGUCUGGCGUGAAAGCUCAUGCUCCAGGACCCUCGGUCCCUCCUGGUUUCGAACCUCUAUUCCCGGAGCUGCCUAGUGAGGAACGGAAAGCUGCAUUGUUGUACGUUUCUCAUAGUGAUGAAACAGAACGCCUUGCAAGGAUUGCUCGUGUGCAGUUGUCGAUCGACCAAGGUCCUGAUGUGAUCCCCCCUAAGAUUACUCACGACUUAUCUAAAGGAAAGGGUCACGUCUUUACCUUUGAGGAACCCCAGAGGCGUGCUAAAAGACAAUCCAUAAUGACGGAAGCUCCUAGUUCCAUUGGAGAGCGUCAGCUUGGUGAUCACGGCAAAACAAUGAGUUCACCUUCUGAACUAGAAGGCGCCUCCUCUUCAUCACUCUUUAGUCCUACGGGUUUUAGUAUUGGUACCUCUUUUGAGGCUCAAUCUUCCGGGACUAAGAGUGCUGUGAAGAGCAACAGGAAGCGUCCUCAGCGUUGGAAACGUCUGGCAGUCAGAGCUCAGAAAGCUAAAGAGUGUGAGGAAGCUUUAGCAGUAGCUGAGGAAGAAAGGCAAAGCGGUGAUAUUAUCACUAAGAGGAAGGCAGUUUUGAAUGUAGGAGAGCAUUCGUCUAAAUCUCCAAAACCAACCCCAUGUUCGGUGGCUUCCGGUUUGAAGCCGCUGCCAUCCCAAUGA